This is a messenger RNA of Sciurus carolinensis (gray squirrel), 1981 nucleotides long. It is a transcript of the gene Abhd16a, whose product is annotated as abhydrolase domain containing 16A, phospholipase. Gene Ontology annotation, biological process: monoacylglycerol catabolic process; phosphatidylserine catabolic process. Lineage: Eukaryota; Metazoa; Chordata; Mammalia; Rodentia; Sciuridae. Gene Ontology annotation, cellular component: endomembrane system. The record is from RefSeq and is a predicted model, not a curated record. Gene Ontology annotation, molecular function: glycerophospholipase activity; monoacylglycerol lipase activity.
GGCGGGGCCAGUAGGGGAACCUGCUGCUGGAAGAGCGGCGGCCCGAGCGGGGGCCAUGGCGAAGCUACUGAGCUGCGUCCUCGGCCCCCGGCUCUACAAAAUCUACCGGGAGAGGGACUCAGAAAGGGCCCCAUCCAACGUCCCCGAGACUCCAACUUCAGUCACUAACCCCCCUUCCAGCUCCUGGGAUACAUACUAUCAGCCCCGUGCCCUGGAGAAACAUGCGGACAGCAUCCUGGCACUGGCUUCAGUCUUCUGGUCCAUCUCUUAUUAUUCCUCUCCCUUCGCCUUCUUCUACUUGUACAGGAAAGGUUACUUGAGUUUAUCCAAAGUGGUACCAUUUUCUCACUAUGCUGGGACAUUGCUGCUGCUACUGGCAGGUGUGGCCUGCCUCCGAGGCAUUGGCCGCUGGACUAACCCCCAGUACCGGCAGUUCAUCACCAUAUUAGAAGCAACACAUCGGAACCAGUCUGCAGAAAAUAAGAGGCAGCUUGCAAACUACAACUUUGACUUCAGGAGCUGGCCAGUCGACUUCCACUGGGAAGAACCCAGUAGUCGGAAGGAGUCUCGGGGCCCUUCCCGCCGGGGUGUGGCCCUCCUUCGCCCAGAGCCCUUGCACCGGGGAACAGCAGACACCCUCCUCAACCGUGUUAAAAAGCUGCCUUGUCAGGUCACCAGCUACCUGGUGGCACACACCUUGGGGCGCCGGAUGCUAUAUCCAGGCUCUGUAUACCUGCUCCAGAAGGCCCUCAUGCCUGUGCUGCUACAAGGCCAGGCCCGGUUGGUGGAAGAGUGUAACGGGCGCCGGGCAAAGCUGCUGGCCUGUGAUGGCAAUGAGAUUGACACGAUGUUUGUGGAUCGGCGGGGGACAGCUGAGCCCCAGGGACAGAAGCUGGUGAUCUGCUGUGAGGGGAACGCAGGGUUCUAUGAGGUGGGCUGCGUCUCUACACCCCUUGAAGCUGGAUAUUCAGUCCUGGGCUGGAAUCAUCCUGGCUUUGCUGGAAGCACGGGAGUGCCAUUUCCUCAGAAUGAGGCCAAUGCCAUGGAUGUGGUGGUCCAGUUUGCCAUCCAUCGCCUGGGCUUCCAGCCCCAGGACAUUAUCAUCUAUGCCUGGUCCAUCGGUGGCUUCACUGCCACAUGGGCAGCCAUGUCCUACCCAGACAUUAGUGCUGUGAUCCUGGAUGCCUCCUUUGAUGACCUGGUACCCUUGGCUCUGAAGGUCAUGCCGGACAGCUGGAGGGGCCUGGUGACCAGGACUGUGAGGCAGCAUCUCAAUCUAAACAAUGCAGAACAACUGUGCAGGUACCAGGGCCCUGUGCUGCUGAUCCGGAGAACUAAGGAUGAGAUCAUCACCACGACGGUUCCUGAGGACAUCAUGUCCAAUCGAGGCAAUGACCUCCUGCUGAAACUUCUGCAGUUUCGGUAUCCUCGUGUGAUGGCAGAGGAGGGCCUUCGUGUGGUGAGGCAGUGGCUGGAGGCCUCCUCACAGCUGGAAGAAGCUUCAAUUUAUAGCCGAUGGGAAGUGGAAGAGGACUGGUGUCUGUCUGUCCUCCGUUCCUACCAGGCAGAACAUGGGCCUGACUUCCCCUGGAGUGUGGGGGAGGACAUGAGUGUAGAUGGACGGCGGCAGCUGGCUCUGUUUCUGGCUCGGAAGCAUCUGCACAAUUUUGAGGCCACACACUGUACCCCACUUCCAGCCCAGAACUUCCAGAUGCCCUGGCACCUCUAGGGACCACAUUGGAACUCAUGAAAGAACAGGAUGGGGGAGACAUGAGGGAGGACCCCUUUAUUUGUGAUUCCCUAUGUUCAUGUUUCUGUUUAUGGUUUGUGGAAAGUGGGGGACCAUUCCCCUCCUCACCACUGUUCCUCUUGCACGUUUCCCCUCAUUCACAUGAUAGCACCUAACCUUCCCCUACACAUAUCCUGCAUUAAAUGAAUGAAUUAUUCCUAAUAAUUAAUAAAAAAGGUAUUUUUUCUACUA